UUUCUGUAGUAGGAAGCAGGCAGGCUGAGCGUACUUCACUGCAGUGCCCUACAGAAGCAGCAGCACUGCUUCAUCCUGCUCUCUCUGCCAGUCUGCUGCUGCUGCUCACUCGGCUGUAGAGCACACACACACACACACACACACACUCUGGUCUUCCUGGGAUAGACACCGGCUACUCUCACCCUCUCUCUGCAUGACUGUCACAAAGAUGUCAUGGCGCCCGACCUACCGAAGCUCCAAGUUUCGAAACGUCUACGGCAAAGUUGCCAACAGGGAGCACUGCUUCGAAGGCAUCCCCAUCACCAAGAACGUCCAUGACAACCACUUCUGCGCCGUCAACAGCAAGUUCCUGGCCAUAGUGACAGAGAGCGCCGGAGGAGGGGCUUUCAUCGUUAUCCCAGUCACUCAGUCCGGCCGUAUCGACCCUCACCACCCAAAGGUCUGCGGUCACCAAGGCAACGUGCUGGAUAUCAAGUGGAACCCUUUCCAUGAGAACAUCAUUGCUUCCUGCUCAGAAGACUCUUCUGUGCGGAUAUGGGAGAUUCCAGAUGGUGGCCUGAGGAGGAACAUGACUGAAGCCAUAUUGGAGUUGUAUGGUCACAGUAGACGAGUGGGUCUUAUAGAAUGGCACCCGACCAGCAGUGGCAUCCUGUUUAGUGCAGGAUAUGACUACAAGAUCCUGAUCUGGAACCUGGAGAUUGGCGAGCCUGUGAAGAUGAUCGACUGCCACACAGAUGUGAUCCUCUGCAUGUCCUUCAACACUGAUGGAAGCCUGUUGGCCACCAGCUGCAAGGACAAGAAGCUGCGCGUCAUCGAACCCCGCUCAGGCCAGGUGCUACAGGAGGCGAGCUGCAAGAACCACAAAGUAAACCGUGUUGUGUUCCUGGGCAACAUGAAACGACUCCUAACAACGGGGGUGUCCCGCUGGAACACACGACAGAUUGCACUCUGGGAUCAGGAGGAUCUGUCCAUGCCAAUAAUAGAGGAGGAGAUAGAUGGCCUCUCUGGGUUGCUCUUCCCUUUCUAUGAUGCAGACACACAUAUGCUGUAUCUGGCGGGCAAGGGUGACGGUAACAUUCGCUACUAUGAAGUGACUACAGAGAAGCCUUACCUGCAGUACCUCAUGGAGUUCAGGUCCGCUGCACCUCAGAAAGGACUCGGUAUAAUGCCUAAACAUGGCUUGGAUGUGGCAUCCUGUGAAGUCUUUAGGUUCUAUAAGCUGGUGACACUGAAGGGAUUGAUCGAGCCCAUCUCCAUGAUCGUGCCUAGAAGGUCAGAGACGUAUCAGGAGGACAUCUACCCCAUGACUCCAGGAACAGAACCUGCUCUCUCUGCUGAUGAGUGGCUCAGUGGUGUUAAUCGAGGGCCAGUGUUAAUAUCUCUGAAGGAGGGCUACAGCAGACCCAGUAAGCUGGUGUUCAAGGCCCCAGUGAAGGAAAAGAAGAGUGUGGUGGUGAACGGGAUUGACCUGCUGGAAAAUGUGCCUCCCCGCACAGAGAACGAGCUCUUGCGGAUGUUCUUCAGGCAGCAGGAUGAGUUGAGGCGGCUGAAAGACGAGCUAGCGCAGAAGGACGUUAAAAUACGACAACUGGAGCUGGAGCUGAACAACCUGAGAAACAGUCCGAACAUCAACAACCGCAACAACAAUAACAAUAGCAGUGACAACAGCAUGUGACCAGGGUCAAGCCCUUGUAAAAUAACUCCCAGUACUGCUGAACAACUUCCUGGAUACCCCUCUCUUAUAUACCACAAGGCCAAGCAUUUGUCCCCACCAAGCAGUGUCUCACUCUGAUCCUAACUAUUGAUGCCUUUAAUGCUGUCAGACUCUACUGGGGCGUAAGUCGACCCCUUUAUCACUAAAACCUCUCACACCUUAUGGCCUGUGUUUACUGCUGCUUUCCCAGCAGUAUUAGUAUACCUAAGGCUCACAUUCACAAACAAACACAAAGAUUUGGGGAGGAAAAGUAGUUCAAAGGGACAAAACAUUCUUUAAGAUUUCUUUCUUGCUAUUUAACUCUAUUAAUUGUAUUUUACUCAUUUUUACACAUACUCUCUCUGUCUUUCACUUUUAUCCAUAUUUCUCCUCUGUUGUGGAUAUGUGGGCUGCCAAAUUUGCAGUAUUGGAUUGGAAUGGCUUUGAAGGUUAUUUGAUACAAGCCAUUAAUUGUAUUAUGUUUUUUUGUGUGUUUUCUUGAUAAUUGUAAUUAUUUAUUUUGUUAUAUAAGUUUUCCCCAAUUAUGCAUUGUUUUAAAUAAUUAAGCUCAUCUCAUCUUUAACCAUGGAUGUAGAGACAGAGAUCAUUAGCUGGUCAACCAAAUAUGUCUUCUAGAACUCA
Molecule: messenger RNA, 2335 nt
Organism: Pangasianodon hypophthalmus (striped catfish)
Lineage: Eukaryota; Metazoa; Chordata; Actinopteri; Siluriformes; Pangasiidae
Gene: coro2ba
Product: coronin, actin binding protein, 2Ba
Exons: 12
Coding region: 194-1675 (493 amino acids)
Biological process (GO): actin filament organization
Molecular function (GO): actin filament binding
Source: RefSeq, a predicted model, not a curated record